Molecule: messenger RNA, 1620 nt
Organism: Trichoderma asperellum CBS 433.97
Lineage: Eukaryota; Fungi; Ascomycota; Sordariomycetes; Hypocreales; Hypocreaceae
Biological process (GO): proteasome-mediated ubiquitin-dependent protein catabolic process; autophagosome assembly; nuclear membrane reassembly
Cellular component (GO): nucleus; cytosol
Molecular function (GO): ubiquitin binding
Source: RefSeq, a predicted model, not a curated record
AUGACGAAAGUGAGCCGCUGCCUUGCUUUGGUAAUCGAAUCGAAAAGCUAUCAAACAAACAACAGAUACAAUUUUUUUUUUGGCAUCGAUAGUACGUACUUACAGGAGGAAGACAAGAACGACUGAUAGUUGCAGCUUCAGCUCUAUUACUCUGCUUCUUUGCAAAUUUUGUUUAUCUCCAACCUUGUUCACGACCCCUCAUAGCUUCUCAUCACCAUGGCGCGGGAAGAUGAAGUGCCAGAUCGUGAGGAGAUGGUACGGAACUUUGUUACCAUGAGUGGCGCCUCAGAAGAGCUGGCCAUUCAGUACCUUGAAUCCAACGGCUGGGACAUGCUGGCGGCCUGCAACUCCUACUUCCACGACGAGGAUGAGCGAAACGACGAACGACGCAGGAAACAGGCUGAAGAGGGCACGCUUGAGCAGUAUAGCGGCCCACGAACUUUGGAUGGCCGCCCUGCACCGCAAGAAGACUUCUCUAGUGCGGCAUCUCGGAAGUCGAAGCAACCGAAGAAGAAGGGAAUUGCCACAUUGGGAUCACUAGGAGGCUCAGCUGCUCACCACGAUGAUGAUGACGAGGACGACGACUACGAUGAUGAUGAUGAGGAAGAUGGACGGGGCAAUCUGUUUGCCGGCGGCGAAAAGUCUGGACUUGCGGUUCAAGAUCCCACAUCAGAAGGCGGCUCGAGGAAGAUUAUCAGUGACAUCUUGGCCAAGGCCAAAGCCAACUCACGGCAAUCUGAUGCCAACCCCGAAGCCGGCCCUUCUCGCCAGACUCAUUUCCGCGGCACCGGCGUAACACUUGGUGGAGAUGGCGUGGAGAGCCGAAGCAUCCCCGAUCCUCGUGGUGCUGAACAGAGGCCAACAGGCCCCCCAGUUGAACGAGUGCUCCACAUCUGGCACGAUGGAUUCAGUAUUGACGAUGGCGAGCUUCGUCGUUUUGACGACCCUCAGAACGAGGCGGAUCUCCAGCUGAUACGCUCUGGCCGGGCUCCUCUACAUCUGAUGAAUGUCCAACACGACCAAUCUGUCGAUGUGAAGCUCCACCAACACGACAGCCCCUACAAACAGCCACCAAAGCAAUACAAACCCUUUGCCAGCGCUGGCCAUCGCCUUGGUAGCCCAGUCCCUGGUGCCCUAGCCACGACAUCUGCAGCCGCCGCUCCCUCCGGAGCUUCAUCGUCAUCUGCUCCUCCGGCGCCAACCAUUGACGAUACACAACCAACAAUCAUGAUUAGAAUCCAGAUGCCUGACGGAUCUAGACUGCCUGCUCGUUUCAACACCACGCACACGGUGGGCGAUGUAUACGGCUUUGUUCAGGGCGCUUCAGUAGAGACCCGUGAUCGAGCCUGGGUCCUGGCUACGACUUUCCCCAAUAAGGAGCACACAGAUAAGGCUCUUGUUCUGGGUGAGAUGCCCGAGUUCAAGAAGGGCGGAACAGCCGUUGUUAAGUGGGCAUAGACGAGGUUAUGGAGACAUGGGUUAGGCAUUGAACUAAAGGGAACAACGGGAUGCAUUGCUUUUAAAUCAAGUUUGGCAAAACUCACACAUAGAUGAGUAGAGAUCGGUUUUAAAUAAAAAAAAAAAAAAAGGUCAACUUUAAGACAGAAAUCACAGUUGCGC